AUGGCCGAGAGCAAGCAAAUGAAGAAUCACAGUCGUCACGGUUACAAAGGUCUAAACACAAACACACAAAUUUCGACAUCAACAGCUUCGCACGGUCAUACAUUUGAAUCGGGAAAAAGCGGAAUUAGUAGAGAAACUGGUUUACCUCUUGGGAAUGUGAAUUUCAAAGUAAACACUCGAAGAGCUGCUGAAGACGAGAUAAAUGCAAUAACUCCACACGACUCUCAUCACAGGACUGAGUCCUCUUGUUCAAACUCUUUGUCCGUCAACUUUCCUUUUUCAUUUCAGAAUCGCGAGCAGCAAGCUGGAGUCCCCGGAAAAUAUUCCGUCUAUUCUGAUACUUCAGAUAAUGUACAUGAGAAUCUUCCAACUCAUUCGGGAGAAACAAUGAUUUUGAUGAAUCAUGAGGGAUUAUUGAGGGAAGGUGGCGAAAACACAUGGAACCCGAAAUGCAAAUACGAAUCUUCCGAGUCCUCGAUAGCAAAAGUUGCUGAAUUUGAUCUGAAUGAAGAUAUCAUCAAUGAAAAUGGAAUAGGGGGGGAUUUUAUUCAGCCUGUGUUUCAUGGUGUGAUACGUGUUGUGGCGAAAACAGGAGUGCUUAGUGGACAGUCCCCGUUUCCUUUGGAGUUUCGAGGCAGGCUGGGAUGGACGGGCCCCAGCAAGACGAGCGCUUUUUGGCCUUUUUCUACUUCGAGAAGCUCAAACGGAGAAAAACACCAGUUUUGCUUUUCUGGGUUCGACUUAAAUGUUGCUGCUGUCGAAGAUGAUGUCAUGGGGAAAAUAUUAGCUAGCCCACGCGUGAAUUCACAAGAUUCUUGUCCAGCUGUCGAUUUAAAACGAUCAUCGAAUCCCUGUAUCGAUCUGAAUCAAAUUUUCGAUGCGAGUGAUGAGUUAACUCUACCUUCACUUGAAAAUCCACAUUUGUUAGACUUGAACUUGAAUGAUAACACAAGCAGGACUUCAGAUCCCAUGAAAUCUGGAUAUCAAGAUUUUAUUCCUAUCAGACGUGAUUAUCAUCCGCCGGUUUCGAGUCCCAUGCAGCAUUUGGCCAGUUACGGUUCGUUGCAGCCAAAGUUUCCAGCUUUAUUACACCCUUUACCUCCUCAUCAAGCUUACCCUUACAAAGUUCCGCUACAAAUUGGUACGGCUCAAUAUCUUGGAUAUCAUCCUCAACAACACAACUUGUUGCCGGGAUUGUACAAUCCUGGCUGCCCCGUUAAUCCUGUGUUUGGUAACUUGUCGACAAGUGUGAUUAAAGCGGACGAGAGCAGACCAUUCUUGUUUCUCGCUGACAAGCUUCCGUACAGUGAACGUUUACACAAUGACGAUUGGGUUUUGACGUCUAAGAAAAGGAAGGAAACUGAGGGAGGAUUCGAAUGUUUUACGAGCUUUGCCACAAACCGGUGA
Molecule: messenger RNA, 1407 nt
Organism: Striga hermonthica
Lineage: Eukaryota; Viridiplantae; Streptophyta; Magnoliopsida; Lamiales; Orobanchaceae
Source: the annotation of a GenBank genome assembly